This is a messenger RNA of Mytilus trossulus (common blue mussel), 4184 nucleotides long. RefSeq names its product arrestin domain-containing protein 17-like. Gene Ontology annotation, biological process: protein transport. Lineage: Eukaryota; Metazoa; Mollusca; Bivalvia; Mytilida; Mytilidae. The transcript is spliced from 8 exons. The record is from RefSeq and is a predicted model, not a curated record. The coding region runs from base 199 to 1419 and encodes 406 amino acids. Gene Ontology annotation, cellular component: cytoplasm.
GAAUAGAUGCAUUUUCCGAUAUGUGUAGGAUAAAUGUAAAUAAAAGAUGUUGUGAAAUUGUCCUCCCACUAUAUAUUUGUUUAAAAGUAUCGCCGUGACAGGAUAUCAAGGGAAAACUUAUAUGAACACCUCGACGGGAUACCAUACAUGAAAUAAUUAAGAGAUAAUAAGACCAAAUUAUAACUUAAGUUUUGAAUCAUGAAGAUAAAAUCAAUGCAGGUAGAGUUUGAUCAUCAAGAUCGAGUUUACUUGGUAGGGAGUACACUUCAAGGUGUUGUUAAAGUAAGCUUUGAAAAGCCAACCAAACUGCAAACUAUUGUGGUGCACAUCAAAGGUAAAGGUAAAACAAGCUGGGACAAAGAUGACUUAAGUCAUGAUGACAUCAAUUAUAGUGCAAAAGAAUACUACAUUGAGGAAACAGUCAAAUUAUAUGGAGAAGAUACAGGGGAGUCAGUGAAACAUCCACAAGGAGACUUUUCUUAUCCAUUUUCUGUUCAGCUUGGUGCAGAUAUGCCUUGUUCUUAUGAAGGAAAAAAAGGCUAUGUCAGAUAUUGUUGUGAAGCAGUUAUUACACGACCUUGGAAGUUUAAUGAAACAUUUAGAGAACCAUUCACUGUUAUACGUCAUCUUGACUGCAAUGAAUUUGCAGAUGCAUUGAAUCCUAUUGCAGACAGUGUUGAUCAGAAAGUUGAAGGAUUAUGUUGUUGCAAGUGUAGUGAUGAAGGAUCUAUGACGGUCAAGAUCCAAAUCAACAAAACAGCAUUUGUACCUGGAGAACCUUUGAUCUAUGAAUUCUCUGUUGACAACAGGAGUCAAAAUGUGAUCAAAAACAUUGAUUUUAUAUUACGCCAGAAUGCGACUUUUGCUGGAUUUUCAGACCGUAUGCUCUCAUCUGGGAAACCUCACUUCCACACCAAGAAAGCCAGUUUUAAAUUGUUUAAUGAAAAAGUUGAAAUACCAGUGAAUCAAUUUAAAUCAUUUAAAGGUGCUGCGACAAUACCAGCUAUUCCACCAACUGGACUAGCAGGAUGUAAUAUCAUUGAUAUUGACUAUAAUGUGAUUCUCUUUGUUGACAACAGUUUUACUCCAGCAAAGUUUAAAGGGCAAGUGUAUAUAGGAACCAUUCCAACAACUGGAGACUAUCAGACUCCAGCCCCUCCAACUACAGAUGAUAAAGCAUUAUCUUCUGACGAUAUUGGGUUGUCUCUUCAGCCAUCUGCACCUCAUGGAUUGCCACCAUCUUAUGCAGAAUGUGUUUUUGGGAAGGUUGAUCUCAAGGAAGAUGAUGACAAGCACACGACAUCAUACACUAACUGGGCCCCUGCAUACACCUACUAUGAUUGGAGCAAGACAACAAAUUAUGGAGGCUUGACACCAUCAACUGUUACCCCAGCUGCUGAUGCAUACAACCAUAUUUAGACUUGGGUAUGUUCUGGACAAGGAACAAAUUGAUAUCUGUGUUAAAGUAUUUAUCAUAGAUCAAUAAUAAACAGAUAAAUGUUUCCUAAAGAGACCUAUUGUGAUUCAUCGGGUAUAAAAUAAUUAUUUGUGCGUUAUUUGCAUGUGAUUAAAUACAAGAAUGUCAUUUGUCAACAGGACAGAAACAUAAUAUAAAAGUUAGAUAAUUAUUUUCCUUGCCGUGAUAACAUUCUGGUGAAGACUCUCAGGUUUUUUGGCAUGUCUAUUUUAUAUAACCUGGUACUAUAUCACAACACCAUACAGAUAUACAUGUAUAUAGUCCCUUCACAUGUCUGUAUAAAAAUAACCAAUUUAUAGUCAUUGAUAUAUAUUUAUUCCUUUCAUCAUACACAUUGUGACAUAUUGUGUAUUCAGAUUUUGAGUUUGAAUGCAUUUCACAGAAUUUAGUAAAGUUGCAUUGUAAGGGCUGAUUUAAAACGUAACUAAUAUGUUAACCUUGUUAUAAUCUUUAAAUUUAGAUUUCUUAAAAUUGCAUCAACAGAAUUUGUUUCAAAUAUUUUCUUAUUGCAUUUAUAUAUCUAUUUAAAUGAAUUGGAAAUAUAGGGAUCACUGUCUAAAUUGUAUUUAUAAACUUUAGAAAUGUAGGAAAAACUAAAUUGGAUAUAUUGUAUAUUAAGAUAUUUUUAUAUGACAAAAAUGUGAAAAGGCUUUUUACACUUAACAAGGGCAUUACCAUUUAGUGAUAUCUGUUCAUAUGUGUGUUUCUUUCAUUUGAUUUGUAAACCAAUUUCAACUUGUAUAUAUAAAUAUCUUUGACUUUUUAUAUUUGCUAAUCAGGAAGCUAAUGUUUUAUUUUGUUAGCUCUGCUUAGAUUUUUUCCUAUUACAUUUUGGUUUUGUAAUGAGAAAACGUUAUAACUUGCCUGCCAUCACUUACUCAAGUAGGUUGUGAGUAAGAACCCUGCACUUAGUAGAGGCAUUCUGCUCCUUUCUUAAUUGACUAUAGGGUUGUAAGGUUUCAUACCGAAGGUUAGUGAUUUAUGAGGAAAAUUUUAUGAAUUGGCUUUCUAUACUAAGGUUUGAGAGUUUGAAUCUCGCAAGUGGUAAGUGCAAUUGGAUACAAUCUUUAUUGACUAGCUACGAUUGUCAGUUUUCCUACUGUAGGUUAGUGAUUCCCUCAGGUUUUAAUUUUGUUAUCUCUGCUAAGAGCUUUUGUUUUUAAUUUUCGUUUUAUAUUGAGAAAAAGUAGUGUUUUCUUUGCUUUUGUAUAUGCAAGAGUAAUUUUAUCUUGUUAUUUUUACUCGGAUGUACAUUAUUUUUUUUUCUUUAUUGAAAAAUCUAUUAUAAAUAAUAUAUAUGCUUGUGACCAUUGGCAUUUCCUUAAAAGGUUGUCAGAUGUCAAUGUAAUUUCUGACUAAUAAUAAACAUGCAAAGCAUAUACUUCAUGGGGAUGAAGUUGCUCACUAUGUGAGAAUCAUACUAAUUUUUCUUGAUAUAGGUAACUUUAAAGUUAUUAUUAUUUUAAUGUCUACAUUUGUGUUAUUGUUGAUAUUCUUUAUUGUAACUUAUAUAUAAACAACAAAGUGCUAUUAUUGAUGUUUACAUCUUUUAUACUAUUGUAUUUUCUAAGGUGCUAUAUAUACAGAUUACACUUAUUUGCAAGUGUUACUCAAAAUGGUAUUGUUAUUUCUUUAUUAAAUGUUGUUAGAAUUUUUAAUUGGAUGCAGAUACGAAAAAAAUUGCAAGGCUACAAGGUAUGUUCUAUUUAUCUAAUUUUUGUAGAUAUUUAUUAGUGUAGCAUUGUGUAGGUCAUAUAUAGAUAUGAGGAGGAAUGCAAUGCUCAUUAAAAUAAAUAUUAAAGAUAGGAGGGUGAACUCAUCUGAAAUAAACAAAAUAAAAAAUAUACAUGCAAUAGUUUAUUUCAAAAUUAUCUUUCUUCAAUUGAUAUUGUAUUAUUUUAAUCCUGGUUUACUUCAUAAUAAUAUCAGUGGCUAAUCCAUGGUGGGUUGUGAGGGUUGGAACCCCUUAUCAAUGCAUUUGAAUGGGAAAAUAUAGUUUGAAGACACUCCCCCUUUAAAGAUGGCUGGGUUUGCACCCGAUUAUGUACCAUUACUUGCUAAAAUGACCCCAAAGAGACUGAUGUACAAUAUAGACCAAUGUCAAGUUGAUGUUUUUUUGUAAUAAAGUGCACCGUUUAACCUGGUUGACUGAGGUUAAUACGCCUAAUGGCGCCUUAAUGGUGUCAUAAAAUCAUCUGUUCUUACUGUGACAAAAUAACAUUUGUUAAUCACACCAAAUCUCCUCAUUUUUAUACUUCACAAUUUUGAAAAUAAGUUUUAACAUGAAGUCAAUUUGAACUUCAAGAUUUACUAAUUUAAGUUUUUGUAUAAAGAUGGCAGUACUUCAUUGUAGUACUGUCAAUAAUGAUUUUAUUUAUUAUAGAUGUAUUUUCUUUAGAUUUGAUAUAAACACAUUUGUUUCAUAUUGAAAACACAUUAUGAUCCUUUAUCACCUUACAAUACCUUUAAAAUGUUUUAUGAUAACUAAUUUUGCCUUUUUCUAUAAAUGAUAUAUUAGUCUCAUUAAAAAAUAUAUAAAUUUAUGUAAACUAUAUGGUUGUUGUAUGGUUUGGGUUGCACUGUAGUUUUGUGUCUCUGUAUCUUUGUUAUUUUGGAAUUUUUAGUACUAUUAUAUGUUUUGUUAUCUUUAUGAAUGACUGUAUAACCACAUUUUGAAAAUGUUAUAAGAAGGUUUUAGAAGUAAUCU